Sycon ciliatum is the source of this 1301-nucleotide messenger RNA. RefSeq lists its product as uncharacterized. Bases 124 to 843 code for a protein of 239 amino acids. NCBI's taxonomy places the organism in Eukaryota, Metazoa, Porifera, Calcarea, Leucosolenida, Sycettidae. The record is from RefSeq and is a predicted model, not a curated record. The transcript has 7 exons.
CAACAGUCACAACAACUAACUAAUUCCUUCGUUACCUCGUCAGAUUUUGUUGCUUUCUCCUUUGGACGGGCAGUUUGAUUGAGCUAAUCCCAAGCGAGCUCUGGAAGGAGCUGAGGCGGGAAGAUGCUACUUGCUCACAGGCUGGCCUCGGCGAGAGCUUGCCUGGCUGGAAGAUCACCGUUGAUUGUCCGUACUUGCGUGACUUAUGUGCCGAGCAAGAAACCUUUCGUCUACUACGUUGAAAAGGACGGGCAACAGGUUCCUCUGGACUUAGAAAGCCCAGAUGCACCGCAGUGGCACGACAACAACGACGAUUUCUGGAGAAAAGCAGAUUUGUUUGUGCAAGACCAGCCAGAGGUGCAUCCGCCGUAUCAUCACAUGAAAUGGGCACUGGGACUUCUGGGCUUCGGCAGUCUGUUCUACUUCGUUUUCCUCCAGGACGGCAGCGCAGGGCGGGCAUGGUGCGAUGGUUGGACGAAUCAAGACAAGUACCUGAUGUUUGGCAUGGACCCUGGCGAAUAUCUCACCAAGGAGGAUAGAGAAGUGAUUGCCAAGCGACGCGAGAUCGCACGAAAACUGCCGUUGCUGACACGUCUUGCAGAGAUCCAGCGUCGCAACCCUCUGGACAUCCAGCGCGAGGCCUAUCUUGUAGCGAGAGACCAAUCUCGCCUGACCCUGGGAAUUAUGGAAAAUAAAAUGCGUCGCCGCUCUCCCCAGCAAGUGCAGGAUGCCACCGGUAACAUUGGCUUCUCUCUGAUCCACGAGCUAGAAAUGUCCCGCACCGCACCAAAGCCGGACAUCAGCAAGUACAAAACACCGAUCGGUGGGACUGGCCCUGGCUGAAUAGCAUGCGCACCUAGCGAGCACAGCGCUAUCUCGCUGGCGGCGGCGGCACAAACUUUGAAGUUGCUGUUUGGAAGUGGAUGCAUGAAUGCAAUCGCUGCUCUUGUUCCGUGCAGUGCUCACAGAAUAGCAAUUGCCGACAAAGCGGAGUCCCGCAGCCUCCAAACACAAAUCACUUUUAUCUCUAGAGUUCAAUUCAUGUUGGAAGUGCCUGAUCCUAUUGCUACUCCGUGUCUUGCUGGUGUUCUUGCCUUUGUUCAAGUCACUAAAUGUGUUACUGCAGUAGUUACUGGCGGUAUGUAUUUAUUGCUAUAAUUUCUCCGUUGCAUCCAACUUGUUAGUUUACCAGUUUACCUGACAUCUUUUUAAGUAAAGUUUCAACAUGUGGGCCAUGAACGAUUGAUUUGGAGUUGCAUCCCAAAGGCAUUACUGUGUGGGCAUGUGUUCAUGUACUUUCA